AUGGCGCCCAGUUUCGAUACUCUGUCCGAGCAGGACCUUCACGAAGAGGAGGAGGAGGAGAUUGACGUCUCCGAUCUUAAGGCGCAAUAUGAAGUGAAGCUCGAGGAGGGUUUGGAUACAUUUGUUGUCAUCGAUGGGCUUCCGGUCGUGCCCGAGGAGAGCAGACAAAAGCUCGUGAAGUUCUUGAUGAGGAAACUCAACACAGUGGGCCACACAUCCGAGGAUGCGGUCUUCAUGCCCGUUAACGAUAAGAACAUGUCUGAAGGUUAUGCCUUCGUUGAGUACGAGACCCCAGAACAGGCCGUCGCCGCGGUCAAGCAGUUGCACGGCACCCCCCUCGACAAGAAGCACACUCUCCUUGUCAACAAGUUGAUGGAUAUCGAGCGCUAUGGCCGCGAGGGACGCAUCGACGAAGAAUACAAGCCCCCCACCAUCGAGCCUUUCAAGGAGAAGGAACAUCUCCGCUCGUGGCUUUCGGACCCCAACGCCCGUGAUCAGUUUGCUCUUUACCGUGGUGAUAAGGUUGGCGUUUUCUGGAACAACAAGAACAACCCGCCCGAGAACGUCGUCGACCGUGCCCACUGGACCCAGCUUUUCGUCCAGUGGUCUCCCAAGGGUACUUUUUUGGCAUCCGUCCAUCCCCAGGGUGUUCAGCUCUGGGGCGGUCCUGCUUUCUCGAAACAGAAGCAGUUCCCUCACCCAUUUGUCCAACUUAUUGAAUUCUCGCCCGGUGAGAGCUAUCUGACCACCUGGUCUGCGCGUCCUAUCCAAGUGGAAGAAGGCCAGCCCAUUUUGUCUUACGAGGAGGAUGGAAAGAAUAUCAUCGUCUGGGAUAUCGAAACUGGAAAGCCUCUGCGUUCGUUCGUUUCUCAUGAUCUCAGCGCGCCGGGAGGCGAAAGCGACGCGCAGCCCAAGAAGAAGGUGCAGUGGCCUGCAUUCAAGUGGUCUGCUGAUGAGAAGUACGUCGCUCGGAUGCUGCAGGGUCAGUCUAUCUCGAUCUACGAGCUUCCCCGGAUGAACCUGCUUGGCAAGACCUCCGUUAAGGUCGAUGGAGUGAUGGAUUUCGAAUGGUCGCCCGCCACUGUCAACCGUGAAGGUGUCAAGCAAUAUGAGCAGCUGCUCUGCUUCUGGACCCCUGAAAUCGGCAGCAACCCCGCCAGAGUCGCUAUGAUGAGCGUACCAUCUAAGGAGAUUGUACGAACUCGUAAUCUUUUCAACGUUUCGGACGUCAAACUUCACUGGCAAUCCCAGGGUUCAUUCGUUUGCGUCAAGGUCGAUCGUCACUCGAAGUCGAAGAAGUCCAUGGCCACUAACCUAGAGAUCUUCCGGGUACGCGAGAAGGGUGUUCCUGUUGAGGUUGUCGACAGUCUCAAGGAUACCGUUAUCAACUUCGCCUGGGAGCCCAACGGAAGUCGCUUUGUUCUCAUUACCAAUGGUGAGACUGUGGCCGGUGCCGCCGUGGCCCCUAAGACGGCUGUGUCCUUCUUCGCUCGCGAGAAGAAGGGUGGUGCAGCUGGCAACUUCAAGCUGGUGCGCACCAUUGAGAAGAAGAACAGCAACGCGAUCUACUGGUCGCCGAAGGGCCGUUUCGUCGUUGUUGCCACGGUUCACUCCCAGACCAGCUUCGACAUGGACUUCUGGGAUAUGGACUUUGAGGGUGAGAAGCCGGAGGCAGAGAAGGAUCUGACAGCCAACGUCCAGUUGAUGAAGACUCUUGAGCACUACGGUGUAACUGACAUUGACUGGGAUCCUACUGGUCGCUACGUUGUCAGCAGUGCUAGCGCGUGGACUCACUCGUUGGAAAAUGGCUGGAACAUGCAUACAUUCUCCGGCAACACACUCUCCGAAAACCCUACCGAGAAGUUCAAGCAAUUCCUCUGGCGCCCCCGCCCACCCACCUUCCUCAGCAAGGAGGAACAGAAGCAAGUGCGCAAGAAUCUUCGGGAAUACUCGAAAGAGUUCGAUGAGGAAGACAGAUACGCCGUCGAUAUUGCCAACACAGCCGUCGUGGAGAAGCGCAAGCGUGUUCUCAGCGAGUGGAUUGCCUGGAUCCGCCGGGAGAAGGAGCUUCUGUCCGAGGACAAGGAUGCUUACGGGCUCCCCGAGGAUGUGGACGACCCAAAGAAGGCCAAGGACGCCCCUGCAGUCACAUCCGAGCAAGGCGAGGCCGUUGUGGAGGAGAUUGUCGAGGAAAUCGUCGAAGAGAGCGAAGAGGUCAUCGGUUGA
Aspergillus clavatus NRRL 1 is the source of this 2226-nucleotide messenger RNA. It is a transcript of the gene EifCb, whose product is annotated as translation initiation factor eIF3 core subunit b. Gene Ontology annotation, cellular component: eukaryotic translation initiation factor 3 complex. Lineage: Eukaryota; Fungi; Ascomycota; Eurotiomycetes; Eurotiales; Aspergillaceae. Gene Ontology annotation, molecular function: RNA binding; translation initiation factor activity; translation initiation factor binding. Bases 1 to 2226 code for a protein of 741 amino acids. Gene Ontology annotation, biological process: translational initiation. The transcript has 4 exons. The record is from RefSeq and is a predicted model, not a curated record.